CUACUGCCCACCAUGUACGACGAUGCUCCAGGUUGGGGUCCUCCACCUCAGACCGGCGACAUCGUCAAGGAUGCCCUUCGGAAAGAACAACUCAUCAAAGAAAUUGCAGCAUCGCAGGACGACCUUCGCACAUUAUAUGACAGGGUGCAAACUGUUCAGAAAGAAGUCGAUAAGCUGACUUCUGGAAAUGAAACGCUGCAAAUGUAUAUCGACAAUUUGACAGUUCAGAUGGCGAAACGAAGAUAAAUGUUGGUUCCAUAAUCCAGGGCUUGAUUAAGAAGACCACAAUGUAACAGAAUCCGAUGAGAUGCAUAAAAACUAAGCGCAGAGAACGACCGUUGAAUAUAAUAAUUUAAUUAAUAGGACCUAUGGAGAAGAGGGCUCGUAAAGAGCACAACUAGUGGCCUCGUUCGGACAGCCAUUGCAUAAUAACGCCGAGGUUGUGCUGACUUUUCAUAGAGCACUGAUGCGAGAAUUAGAUCGGCGGGAAAAGAGAUGAAAGACAUACCGAGUAACACUAGAAGAGCAAUUCAAUACGAUAUGAAGAUCUCAACAAUACAAGAUACGUACUGAGACAGGUCUGUCGGUGAUUU
Messenger RNA from Desarmillaria tabescens, 593 nucleotides. RefSeq lists its product as uncharacterized. Bases 13 to 246 code for a protein of 77 amino acids. The transcript is spliced from 4 exons. The record is from RefSeq and is a predicted model, not a curated record. NCBI's taxonomy places the organism in Eukaryota, Fungi, Basidiomycota, Agaricomycetes, Agaricales, Physalacriaceae.